Patella vulgata (common limpet) is the source of this 2109-nucleotide messenger RNA. Its product is annotated as Na(+)/citrate cotransporter. Gene Ontology annotation, cellular component: membrane. NCBI's taxonomy places the organism in Eukaryota, Metazoa, Mollusca, Gastropoda, Patellidae. Gene Ontology annotation, molecular function: transmembrane transporter activity. The coding region runs from base 41 to 1780 and encodes 579 amino acids. The record is from RefSeq and is a predicted model, not a curated record. The transcript has 14 exons. Gene Ontology annotation, biological process: monoatomic anion transmembrane transport.
UUAUGUUAAAUUGUUAUUUGAAUACACCGCCUAUUUCAAGAUGUCUAGUGUAUUAAGACAGAUAUGGAGUAUUCGAGUGAUGUUGAUUAUGUUUUUGACUCCUUUAAUCCUACUUCCAUUGCCGUUAUAUAUUGGAACACAGGAGGCAAAGGCUGCUUUCGUGUUGAUAAUGAUGGCUGUAUACUGGAUAACCGAAGCUGUACCAAUAGCUGUCACUGCCUUACUACCAGCCUUUAUGUUUCCGAUGUUAGGGGUUGUGAAAGCUAAAGAUAUCGCCCCUGCGUAUAUAUCCGACACUAUCAUGGUAUUUAUGGGCGGGUUGAUUAUGGCUGUUGCCAUAGAGACAUGGAAUAUACAUAGACGAAUGGCGUUGAGGGUUCUUUUAUUAUUUGGAUCGGAACCUAGAUGGCUAAUGCUGGGUCUUAUGGUUUCCACCUGGUUUUUAUCUAUGUGGAUCAGUAAUUCAGCAACAACUGCUAUGAUGAUACCAAUUGCUGAAGCUAUAUUAAUACAACUCAAGGGAACCAGUGAAGCACUGAAAGAACAAUCUGAUCAUAUAGAGGAAGGUAACCAAGGCAGUGAUGAAAAGAAGACGCGUCCUUCAGACAAAGGAACUGAAAAUAUAAAUAGUGGUGAUAAUGAUGGUGAUGAUGGUGAUAUUCAACACAAGAAGAUUUGUAAAGCUAUUUCAUUGUGCAUUUGUUAUGCUGCCAAUUCCGGUGGUAUCGCAAGUCUUACUGGUACGGGGCCUAAUCUUGUUGUACGGGAUCAAGCAGAAACGGUAUUUGCACAAUACAAUGAACAAUCUCCUAUCAGUUUUACAAGUUGGAUGAGUUUUGGGUUUGCUCUGUCGUUUAUAUUGAUGAUUACGUGUUGGGGUUGGUUACAGAUUAUAUAUUUAAGAUGCAGAACUGCCUGUAGUUGUUGUUCGGUAGACCCUCUACGUAAAAGUAAUGGUGAAAGAGUGAAACAAGUCAUCCGGGAACAAUAUGAAGCUCUUGGUCCUGUCACUUACGCCCAGGGUUCUGUGAUGCUUCUGUUCGGUUUAUUGGUUAUAUUUUGGAUUAGCCGAGAUUUGGGUGGAAUUGGCGGCUGGGGUGAUCUGUUCAGAGAUGAUUACGUAAAAGAUUCAACACCAGCCCUCCUACUGGUGCUUCUUCUGUUCUUUUUACCGUCAAAGGCACCAAAAGUAUUUUGUAUGGCAGAUAAAUAUAACGAUAAGGUUGGGACACCGCGACCAUUAUUAAUAUGGAAUGAUGUACACGAAAAGUUACCAUGGGCGCUAUUUCUGUUACUUGGAGGUGGAUUUGCUUUAGCUAAAGGUUGUAAGGAUUCUGGUUUGUCUCUGUGGAUUGGAGAACAGUUGGAGGUGUUUAAAGGUUUGAAUCCAUAUGUAAUGUUAAUAAUACUCUGUUAUCUAACUGCUGCUUUGACGGAAGUUACAAGCAACGUCGCUAUAGCAACAAUAAUCAUGCCUAUUUUGUCUACACUGGCAAUCAAUACGGGUGUUAAUCCACUGUUCUACAUGAUCCCAGCAGCUAUCUCUGCUUCAUUUGCCUUUAUGUUACCAGUAGCAACAGCACCUAAUGCUUUGGCUUUUUCAUACGGCCAUCUUAAAAUCACAGAUAUGGUGUCUGCUGGGUUUGUACUCAACAUUGUGGCAGUGCCACUCUUAGUUAUGGCGACUUAUUUAUGGGGUAAUGCUGUUUUUAACCUGGAUGUCUUACCACCUGGAUUUAAGAUGAAUGUGACACAAAAUGCGGAUGUCACAACUAUAUGAUUAGCAACUGCAGUAAACAUAGUUUUAUAGCAUCUAUGUUUAUUAGUUACUAAAUUGUAAGACUUCUUCUCUGAUAUGUACUUCAUAAAUACCUGUUAAAUAAACAUUCCGAAGAACUAUAUUAAUGGCAAAAUACCGGUAAAAAAUAGACAACAGCCUACAGUACACAUACAAUAAAUUAGAAAGUAAUACCCAAUGCACACAUUUAUUUAUGUUACUUUCUAUGUGACGAUUCGUGCGUUUAAAGAUACAUUAUGGGAGAUUAGAUAUACUAUUAUAGUUGAAUAUACUAAACUAACAAUGAAUAAAAAUAUUUACAUAAAAACUAA